GCGGUGGCCGCGGCGGGAGGAGGCGCAGGAGGGCUCGGCUCUGCUGUCGCCGGAGGGGCUGCGCGCCGCUCCGCGCCGGCGGUGGGGCUGUGCGGAGCCCCGCGCUGGGGAGGUUGUGGGCGGCACCGCCACAGGUGACUCGCGGGCCGGGGGUCGCGUUCCGCCCCGCUGCCGCUCGGCCGCCUCUGCGCGUUCGCACCCCUGCGCCGCGGCCGACUUCGUGAAGCUCCUCUUCAGCCGCCUCGCCGUGCCGGCGCGACCGGCAGCACCGGGGGACAUGGCUUUGCUCCGGCUCCUUCUCUUCUUGCUCCUCGCCCAGCGCGGGCUGGGGGCUGCCGGCAACCAAGGGCAGGCAGUGCGCGGCCGGGAGCGGGCGCUCGGAGGGAAGCAGCCUAUUUACAACCACAUCAAGAGCCGGGAGCCUCUGCCGGCUCCGCGGAGCCGCUCUACAGAGAGCACCAUCUUGGCGCAGCGGCUCGCCGAGGAGGUGCCCCAGGACGUGGCCUCGUUCCUCUACACGGGCGACUCCCGGGAGUUGCGGAGAGCCAACUGCUCCGGGCGGUACGAGCUGGCCAGCCUCGCCGGCAAGUCGCGCUUCACCUCGCACCCCUCCCUGCACGGCGCCCUGGGCACCCUUACCCACGCCACCAACUUACUCAACAUGAUCCUCCAGAGCAAUAAGUCGCGGGAGCAGAACUUGCAGGAGGACCUGGAGUGGUACCGCGCCUUGAUCAGGAGCCUGCUGGAGGAGGACCCCAACAUCUCCAGGGCCGCUAUCACUUUCAGCACGGAGCCUUUCUCCUCCACUCCCCAGGUUUUCCUCCAGGCCAGCAGGCACGAGAGCCAGGUCCUCCUGCAGGACUUGUCAUCCACGGCUCACCGCCUGGCCAACGCCUCUGUGGAAACAGAGUGGUUCCACAGCUUGAAGCGCAAGUGGAGGCCGCAUCUGCACAGGAAGGUCUUAAACACGGGCCCCAAAACUUUGGAAAACAGUUGGAAGAGGCGGGAGAGCUUCACUGCUGAUAAGAACCACAUCCGGUGGUCCUCACCAUACCUGGAGUGUGAGAAUGGGAAUUACAAACCCGGCUGGCUAGUGACUCUCUCGGCGGCUUUUUAUGGGCUGCGGCCAAACCUCCUUCCCGAGUUCAGAGGUGUUGUCAAAGUCGACAUCAAUCUGCAGAAGGUGGACAUUGACCAGUGUUCGAGCGAGGGAUGGUUCUCAGGGACACACAGGUGUCAUCUCAACAAUUCUGAGUGCAUGCCAAUUAAAGGCCUUGGAUUUGUGCUUGGAGCCUACAAAUGUAUUUGCAAGGCUGGAUUCUAUCAUCCCAACAUCUUCUCAGUGAACAGCUUUCAGAGAAAGGAUGCAGAAAAUCGCUUUUCUGGUGGUGAAUUGUCAGAGGAAGUCUACACCUGCCUACCCUGCAGAGAAGGAUGCUCUUUCUGCACAGAUGAUACUCCCUGCUAUGCACAGGAGGACAAGUACUUACGGCUGGCUAUCAUCUCCUUCCAGACGCUCUGCAUGCUGCUGGAUUUCAUCAGCAUGCUGGUGGUCUACCAUUUCCGCAAGGCCAAGAGUAUCAGGGCUUCAGGGCUGGUGCUGCUGGAAACCAUUCUUUUUGGAUCACUUCUUCUGUACUUCCCUGUUGUCAUUUUGUAUUUUGAGCCAAGUAUAUUUCGCUGUGUUCUCCUAAGAUGGGUUCGUCUUCUGGGCUUUGCUACUGUUUAUGGAACUGUGACACUCAAGCUGCACAGGGUGUUGAAGGUAUUCCUGUCCCGAACGGCUCAGCGUAUUCCAUACAUGACAGGUGGGAGAGUGAUGAGGAUGCUGUCUGUUAUUCUCCUGGUAGUCUUUUGGUUUCUCAUUGGCUGGACUUCUGCAAUAACCCAAAAUUUGGAGAGAAACAUUCCACUCAUUGGUCAAGGGCAAACAUCUGACCAUCUGAUCUUCAAUAUGUGCCUCAUAGACCGCUGGGAUUACAUGAUGGCUGUUGCUGAAUUUUUAUUCCUCUUGUGGGGUGUUUAUCUCUGCUAUGCAGUGCGGACAGUCCCAUCAGCAUUUCAUGAGCCACGUUAUAUGGCUGUUGCCGUUCACAAUGAGCUCAUUAUCUCUGCUAUAUUCCAUACAAUUAGAUUCAUUCUUUCUUCAAGACUUCAGUCUGACUGGAUGCUGAUGCUGUUCUUUGCACACACACAUUUGACUGUGACAGUCACUGUUGGGCUACUUCUGAUCCCUAAGUUUUCACAUUCAAGCAAUAACCCAAGAGAUGAUAUAGCUACAGAAGCUUAUGAAGAUGAGCUUGAUAUGGGUCGGUCUGGAUCCUAUCUGAACAGCAGUAUCAACUCAGCAUGGAGUGAACACAGUUUGGAUCCUGAAGAUAUUCGGGAUGAGUUGAAGAAACUAUAUGCUCAGCUCGAAAUCUAUAAAAGGAAAAAGAUGAUUGCUAAUAACCCACAUCUCCAGAAAAAAAGGUGCUCUAAAAAGGGCUUGGGGCGCUCGAUAAUGCGGCGUAUUACAGAAAUCCCUGAGACAGUCACCAGGCAGUGCUCCAGGGAUGAGAAGGACCUGAUGGAGCACAGUGCUGUGAAGAACUUGGCUACACUGAAGAAAAACCCACCGGAUUCCACAAGUUCUGCGAAGCCAAAAGAAGAUACUUUGAAAAACAGAGUCUUUUCCUUAAAGAAGUCCCACAGCACUUACGAUCAUGUCAGGGAUCAAACAGAAGAACCAAAUGGCUUAACUACAGAAAGUGCAGAAGUUAUAGCUUCUGAGAAAACACUUCUGGACUCCUUGAAUGGUAACAAAUUAACCAAAAAUGGUCCUGAAAAGGUUGAAGCUGUCUCUACUGAAUCAGUCCCUUUGGUAUGCAAAUCAGCAAGUGCACAUAAUUUAAGUGCCGAUAAGAAGCCUCUGCAUCCAAGAACAUCUGUGUUACAAAAAUCCCUCAGUGUUAUUGCUAGUGCCAAGGAAAAGACUCUGGGACUAACAGGUAAGACACAAAGUCUAGAAGAAAGCACUAAAUCUCAUAAAUCUCAGCAGAAGGGUAAGGAGGCCACCAAAAAGCACUCAGCCUCUGAUAAAGGGGAACAUAAGGAUUCCCACCGGAAAAACUCUACCCAGUCUGAGGAAACAAAGAAAACACAUAAAUCUGGAAUUAUUAAACAGCAAAAGGUUAGUCAAACACCUGCAAAUCCAGACACAGGCCCAGGUAAGUCUCUGCACAAGGACAAUUUCAACAUAGGAGAAGUUUGUCCUUGGGAGAUAUAUGACCAAGUUCCUGGUCCUGUGCCUUUUGACUCUAAAGCUCAAAAACAUGUGUCUAUUGCUUCCUCAGAGCCAGAGAAAAACCACCCUUCCCAGCCUAAGGGGAAGACUCAUCAUAAGCUGAAGACACCUGAGGGGUACCAACAGUCAAAUCAAAAGAGCUCAGAGAAGGUGGAAGCAGCCUCUCAGGAGACACAAGAGCAGCCAAUCUUUGAAAAUGAGAAAAAUCAGUCAAGUUCCAAGUCCCAAGUGUCUCCUGGGCUGAAGUGCGAGAAUGUUAAUAGGUAUACACCUAAUACCCAUCCUGGAGAGUGGGAGGAGCUGCCCCAGAAAACAGCAGAAAAGGAAAACCUCAAUAAAUUGGCUGAACAGAAAAAAAUUACCUCUUCUGAGGGAAACGUGCUUUCAUCUAACUCCCAUAAGCCAAGUAGUUACGUACAGCAACCUUUAGCAUCUCGAGCUGAAGUCUGCCCUUGGGAGUAUGAUACAGCAGAUUUACCAAAAGCAGAAAGAAGUGUAGCUUUAUUGAACAUCUCUGCUAUAAGUGCAAAUAAAACAGCAGCACCUCGAAAAUAAGAGGCUUUUGGACUGAGGAGAGUAGCAACAUUGAGAAGACAGACAACAAGAAA
Molecule: messenger RNA, 3894 nt
Organism: Haemorhous mexicanus (house finch)
Lineage: Eukaryota; Metazoa; Chordata; Aves; Passeriformes; Fringillidae
Gene: GPR158
Product: G protein-coupled receptor 158
Exons: 11
Coding region: 278-3841 (1187 amino acids)
Biological process (GO): G protein-coupled receptor signaling pathway
Cellular component (GO): membrane
Molecular function (GO): G protein-coupled receptor activity
Source: RefSeq, a predicted model, not a curated record